AGAGAGGGAUCUAUUUAUAAAUACACUUGUGUGACUUGCCUCGGGGCUAGAGUCCUUCCGUGAACUCUUGCUUAUAUUCAUACAAAUGUAGACAGGAAAUGCUUGAAUAAAAAGGACAUCUCCUAUGCACAGCAGUUCGAUUUAUAUAUAAGUAUGUGGGUGACAGUAGCCAUUGUUGUUGUAUUGGUCUGCCUGAUUUGGAGUCUGACCGGACGACGUAAAGGACUUCCUCCGGGUCCGCCAUGUUUCCCUAUCAUCGGGAAUGUUGGACUCUUCAAACCAUCAGAAUCCACGCAAGCUCACAGGAAACUAAGAGAGAUUUACGGCGACGUAUACUCAGUGAUGGUCUUCCACAAACCCAUGAUCAUCGUCAACGGAUUCCAACGCAUACGAGAACUUCUGGUUAAACAUGGCGAUGUAUUAUCAGAGCGACCAAAAGUGUUUCCUUCUGAAGUUAUCGCCAAGAGAAGAGGUUUAGUCUGGUCAUCUGGUUCGUUAUGGAAGGAACAGAGAACGUUCGCGCUGACAACGAUGCGCAAGUUUGGAUUUGGGAGACGCUGCAUGGAAAGUCAAAUAAUGGAAGAAGUAGACUGCUUCAUGAAGGAAUUGGAAAAAUACGAAAGCAAGGCUUUCGACAUUCGGGUGUUACUGAAUACCACGGUGUCAAACGUUAUUUGCUCACUCAUAUUUGGAAAGAGGUUCGAUUACGAAGAUGUCAAAUUUAAGCGUAUGAUGUUUCUGUUCAACGAAUUGGUCGCCAGUCUCAACGUUUCAUUCCGAGCUUUCAUUUUCCCUUGGUUACAUAAUAUUAGAAUGUCUAAACUUGACACAGCGGAGGAAUCUGCAAAUGCUGUGUUUGCCUUUGUAACUGAAAUUAUUGAGGAGCAUAGACGGAAUUUUGACGAGGAUAACAUCAAUGAUUAUAUCGAUGCUUAUCUUCUGGAACAGAAACAAAGAUCUGAAAUCGACACUACAUUUACAGAUGAACAACUUCAACACACUGUGCGAGACUUCUUCGGCGCGGGAACUGAAACGACUUCCACGUUACUCUUAUGGGCACUUCUCUACCUAGUUCACCACCAGGAAUGGCAGAAAAACCUCCAAGAGGACAUUGAUGACGUCGUCGGUGUUGGACAACCUAAGAUGGAACACAAAGAAAGGUUACCACGGGUAGAGGCAUUCAUUCUGGAAAUACAACGUGUGGCAAAUCUUCUCCCUAUGAAUUUACCACGUACAACCAAUGAAGAUUUCACUUACAAUGGCUACAUCUUUCCAAAGGAUGCCAUUGUAUUUUGUGUUUUAGAUUCUGUGCUGUCGGAUCCCGAGAUCUAUCCCGAACCUUCACAAUUCAAACCAGAGAGGUUUUUGGACGAUGAUGGCAAAUGUAUUGGGGAAAAGAAAGACAAAUUGGUUCCCUUCUCAUUAGGGCGCAGACAAUGUCUAGGUCAGUCACUGGCAAAAAUGGAACUCUUCCUCUUCUUGACCAGACUUUUGCAAACAUUUGAAGUAAAACCCGAGAAUCCGGAUUGUCUGCCUCCUUUGAAUGGGACACUAGGAAUUAUCAACAUGCCGCAAGCCUUCAAUCUGAAACUUGUCAAGCGUUAGAUUUUUAUGUGUAUAAAUUGGCAAUGUACUGACUGUAAUUAAUUUUAAAACCUUCGAAUGGUUUGUAAACCGCAAGAAAAAACUUCUUUAAACCUUUUUUGGUUACUAACACGUAUCCGAGUCUGACUUUAAGUUACCUUUUUCGGGCUGAUUUUCUUUGCACGGGGUUUACUAAAUCACAGAAUCAAUUAAUGUAGUAUUUCAUUGCGAAAGUUUGUGUAUUAUAUAUUUAUACAUGUAUGUCAUUGCAAUGUUGUGUUAUUUCAGAUGAUUAAGAAAAUGAAAUUUCCUCUUUGAAAAUCUAUAUAUUGAUAUUUUUGUUUUAGUCUAUAUAUUGAUAUUUGUGUUUUAGUGAUGUUAUUUUUUGUACAUAAGCAUUGUUUUAUGCCAUUUGAUAUUUUUAGAUGACGUGGAUAACAUUUGUCAACUUGGGCAAGAUUGUAAUAGUUUUGGUGUAACAAAUAAAUUUUGUUUUAAAUUUAUGCUUAAGCAAGUAUAUGCUAAAAUGUGUUUUUUACUUUUAAAACCCAGAUCCACCAUUUAAAUCCCAAACCCGUACCAGUGCACACAUCUCAAUCACUUUAGGUACAUGUAUAGCAUCUAAAACUGUUCCUGGAAAGCCAUUGACUUUGUUUUGAGAAGUUGAGUUUCGUUAAUUUUUUUUCGUGAUCGUACAUUAGUUAAUGUCAUUAAGUUUAAAGAGCUUAUAGAUAUAAACAACGUCUAAAAAUAUCAAAAUCAUUUUCUGAGUGAAUAAAGAGUUAAAUUCAA
Molecule: messenger RNA, 2376 nt
Organism: Ostrea edulis (European flat oyster)
Lineage: Eukaryota; Metazoa; Mollusca; Bivalvia; Ostreida; Ostreidae
Product: cytochrome P450 2C15-like
Exons: 5
Coding region: 154-1605 (483 amino acids)
Biological process (GO): xenobiotic metabolic process
Cellular component (GO): cytoplasm; intracellular membrane-bounded organelle
Molecular function (GO): heme binding; oxidoreductase activity, acting on paired donors, with incorporation or reduction of molecular oxygen, reduced flavin or flavoprotein as one donor, and incorporation of one atom of oxygen; iron ion binding
Source: RefSeq, a predicted model, not a curated record